AUGUCGGAAAAUAAUACUCAAGAGGACGUUCUCGAAGAGUUGAACGCUUUUAUCAACGACACCAAGGGUUUGGUCGAUAAAGUUAUCAAAAUGAGAAUGGAAUGCCAGAGAUCACAAAUGGAGCUGCUUCGCUUGUUCAAUCCCGUCUGCGUCAAGAUACUCGAGAUCUCCAACGAGUGCAUCAGAGACAAUAAUGGUCCGGACGUCGGCGAGGCGAAAAAGAUCCUGGUCAAGCGCUACUACGACAAGAAAUUCGGAAAGGUCAGAUUUCAGCCGGUCGACAAUCGAGCACAGUGAGAUACUAGAACGAAACUUUUUUUUUUGUCCAUUGUUUAAACAGAUUUUAUUUGUAGACGUUAACGUCGCCGAAUAAUAUAUUAUUAUUUGUACAUUCAAUCGAAACAUAAAUAUACAUUUCCUUAGUUGCAAAUUUCUUAUA
Messenger RNA from Trichogramma pretiosum, 439 nucleotides. RefSeq lists its product as uncharacterized. The record is from RefSeq and is a predicted model, not a curated record. Lineage: Eukaryota; Metazoa; Arthropoda; Insecta; Hymenoptera; Trichogrammatidae. The coding region runs from base 1 to 297 and encodes 98 amino acids. The transcript is spliced from 2 exons.